This is a messenger RNA of Panicum virgatum (switchgrass), 1071 nucleotides long. RefSeq lists its product as uncharacterized. Bases 163 to 831 code for a protein of 222 amino acids. The transcript has a single exon. Lineage: Eukaryota; Viridiplantae; Streptophyta; Magnoliopsida; Poales; Poaceae. The record is from RefSeq and is a predicted model, not a curated record.
CCGUAGGUAGGCGAGGCUGCCGUUAGAGAGCACGCACGGAUCGAUCUAUCGAUCGAUCGAGGUAUAUGUCGUGCACGCAGCCGAACUCAAUGCCUAGCAAGCUUAGUUCGUGAAGCGCUCGAUCGACCGGGCAGUGAGCUGGUUGCGAGCAAGCGAGAAUCGAUGGCCGCCAUAGCUAGCGUGCUCCCAGCUCUUACCCAGAUCACCUCCUCUGCCUCCACCGCCAACUGCGGGCUCACCCGAAUGCGCAGCUUCACCGGCUCUUUCAACGACCAGACCAGGCUGCUGCUUGCCCCCGCGCCCGCGGCCCCGCCGGAGCAGGAGCCCACCUCUCCAUCGGCAGCAGACGAGGCGCGUGCGCCGGGCACGUUCGACAUCGAGGCGGCAACGCCCGCGACACUAGACGAGGGCGGCGGCGGCGGCGGGGCCGGGCAGGGCCACCACGAGCCGGCCACCCAGGACGCGGAGUCGAAGCGCGUGGCCAAAAGCGUGCACACCGUCUGCCUCUUCGUCGCGUCCGCUUCGCUGGUGCUGUUCGCCAACCUCCCAGGCACGGACGACGUCCCGAGCGCGAGCGCGAGCAAGCCCGGUGGCGCGGCGGCGGCGGCUGGGGGGCACGGGCGCGGCGGCGCCCUGUACAGCGCGGGCCUGGCGUUCAUCAGCCUCGGCUUCUUCUCGAGCCUCGGUCUCUCCAUGUUCUCGAUCGUGGCGAGGCCCGGCGAGGCGGCGGUGGCCGCGGUGCAGAAGUGGGGGAUGGUGGUGGCCGCCGCGUCCGUGCUCGUGGCGUUCACGCUGCGCAUGUGCAUGGUGCUCCCCGCGGCGUCGCUCUAGCAGCUACCUGGCGUACAGUUCUUCGUCCUCGUCCUUGUCGCCACGCCUGCACGGUGUGUGUCGCUCUGGAAGUUGUCGGGGUCGGGGAUGGACGGUUGCCCGAGCUCUGAGCCAUCGAGCAGUGCAAGCGAUCGACUAGGAAGUGGACGUUGGACAGUUGAGUAUUAUUAGCCACGGUGUUUAAUUUCAUUCACCAUUCCAUUUGUGCGUGUGUGCGUGUGUGGGCAGCGGCGGAUGCAU